UUUUCGUAAAGAAAUGGAAGUAAACAUAAGCAGCCUUUUAGAAACAAAAGGACUCGCUUCUUUUUUCGAUAAUGAAUUUGUUGUUGUUGACGACGUUCAAAAGGCAGGCAUACUGUGUCAAAAGUGUGCAAAGGAAUUGGAGGAUUUGAAUAAAGAAGAGGAAAAGCAACAACAGAAUUGGAAGUCAUCAGUUCCUGCUUUGAAAGAACAAAUAUACGACUUCAGAGUUGAAUUUCAACGGUUAAGUGAUGAAGCAAAGAAGUUUAAGGUUGAAAUGGAGUCUUUAUUGGGGAUCUGUAGAGAAGCAGCCAAUAUUGCAAGUGAGUGGCAGAGAUCCAAGUGCGAGGAAAAGACUUUGAAAAUAGCAGUCGACAGCUUGCGGACGUAUAACAAGAUUGUGGAGGCUUUGGAGGAGGAAGAUGGCGAUGCUGCUUUAAGAUAUGUACGAGAAUUGUUGUUUGUUUCUUUUCCAGAAGAAAAACAAGUACAGCAAUUGUUAGAUGAACUGAGCUCAGAUCGGGUACGAAAGUAUCUCCAAGACGUUGCAUCAAGGAGGCAAGACUCGAUUGCUCAAGUUCGUGAUAUGCUUCAAAGGAGAAUUAUGCAGACUCUUGAACAACUUGGUUUCGAAAAGGACGUGUUAUGUUUCCACGGACAGGCGCAACGUUGGAAGAAGAUUCAAAAAAUGAUCGUUCAAUUAGACGAGUUGCAAUAUUAUGUGGAUAAAUCUUCCAUAACUGACUACUCAGGAAUGUCCACUAUCGAACAGCUUGGGGUUCGCUGGUAUUUGAUUCCACUUUGUCAUAAUAUUGUUAGUCGUUUUGAGUAUCACUUUUUGUCGAAUCGAGAGACUGCUCGAAUAGACAAACCAGAAUGGGCAUCUACGUUUUUAUUAGAAAGAUGGCAUGAAAUGCAGCCUGUAUUAGAAGAAGGGAUUCAAGAAGCACUAGAUAGAGCAAGAGAAGGAAGAGAUGAAGAAUUGGAGGAUGCUGUAGUUGUCUUUGCAAGAUAUUUGUUACAUCUUUUUGGACGGAAGAUCGCGAGAGAUGUUGCAAGUCUUGGUAGCUUUGCAACGAAUGCACAGUUGUCAAUCGAUUCCCAGGAAAUUUUCUUUCACCUUAUUGACCAUAGUAUCCAGUUGGAUGAUUCUUUGAGAAAGUUUCUUCAGGAUCGUCUCAUAUUGGAACCUACACCUAGUAGUCUAGAAGAAGCUCAUCAUCAGAAUCCAGCCUUUUUGGCGACAUGGACUGCUGCAGAGUUGACUCGUUCUCAAGAUUCCGUUCAACAAGCAAUAACAAAGCUUGUAAAGGGAGAUUCUGGAGCUGUGGAAGAAAUUCUCACUACUCUAGUUGCCAUGUGUGAAAGAGCAAAGGCAUUACCAUCUUUAUCUUUGAGAGCGCAGUUUGUUCGACUGACCCAAAUACCACUUUUGGAAACAUUAAGAAUGGAACUUUUGAGUUAUUUACAAGAUGAUAUGUAUCAAGUAAUAGAAGACCAUCUUUAUCGUUGUAUCCUUAUUUUGAAUGCAGCCAAUCAUAUUCAGAAACAUUUAGAAGAUUGGAAGAAUGAUAUUUUUUAUUUGGAACUUGUUCCUUAUCUCGCUCCAUCUUUUUCUGAGAGACCUAAUGGUGCAGCUUUGGAACUGGAUAUGCUCUCAAAAACAAUUAUCCAAGAUGAAGUUGAACACUUUUCAAGGCUACAUAAAAGCUUUGUAUCUCAUGUGCAGAGAAUAUUGGAACGGCAAUUUAGAGAAAAUGCAAAGACUUACGUUGCCAUAUAUCAUUAUUCCUCUAGAGAAGACCAAAGGAGCUGGGUUUUACGACUACUGUCGAGUGAAGAUUUGAGUCCAGAGUUGACAAGUGCUUUUUCUCAUUUGCGUACACAUUUCAACUUGCUUUCUUCUGUUCUUCAAGAUACCAAGGUCAGUGCGGAGAUAUGGCGUCCUUUGGCUUAUGCUUUGGAUCGUUUCUUUUUUCACGAUAUUGUUUUAUCUUGUGGUGAUAAGGAAAUGGACUUGUCUGAAAUGAGCUUUCAUUCUGCUUCUUCUUAUUUCAUUAAUAUUCUUUCGUUACAGUUAUUGAAUCGUGUAUGUAAGGAUUUUGGUAUUUUAUUGGAAACAUUUUUCGUUUUUACUAGCAAGCCUAUUGUAUUCUUUCCUCUUAUGCAUGAUAUUGAUUCCUUGUUAUCAUGGUUGGAAGCCAAACCUAUUUCAAGUCAAUUUUUCGAAUCUAUUGAUUCACUCGAAACUGGUUCAGUAGAACAGCGUUUCGUAGAUUUAUGUCAACAAUUGGAACUUUUAGAGACUGACGAGCAAGUGGAAUCUGUUCGAGUUGUUUUAAGAGAACGUUAUGGAAUCAAUAGUCUUCAUCCUUAUUUGUUGAAACAAGUUUUGCUAUGUUUAAGAACCAACUUUGGAUAACCACUAUAAUAUGCUAUUUGUGAAUCGAA
Galdieria sulphuraria is the source of this 2448-nucleotide messenger RNA. RefSeq lists its product as uncharacterized. Bases 14 to 2419 code for a protein of 801 amino acids. The transcript is spliced from 9 exons. Gene Ontology annotation, biological process: retrograde vesicle-mediated transport, Golgi to endoplasmic reticulum; endoplasmic reticulum to Golgi vesicle-mediated transport; regulation of ER to Golgi vesicle-mediated transport. The record is from RefSeq and is a predicted model, not a curated record. Gene Ontology annotation, cellular component: Dsl1/NZR complex. NCBI's taxonomy places the organism in Eukaryota, Rhodophyta, Bangiophyceae, Galdieriales, Galdieriaceae.